ACUGUUCUGAGUUGAGUUGGCACGUAGUCGUGGUAAACUGCGGACCUUGGUCAGACGAAGGGUCAUCCUCAUCAUCAGUAACGACAUCUGCACUUCCUGCUGGAAAUAAUCAAUGACUUGUAUGAUAUGGUGGAUGUCUGAGAGCAGGUUUUGACUCACUGUCAAUAGCAGGAAGCCUGUUGGAGACGCUGGAGGCUAAAACCACAGAUGUAAGAAUGACGAGGAAUACUGAAUUCUUGGAGAAGCGACAGAUGAGCUUAUAAGGGCUGCAGAUGAAUGAGCUGGUGAGAUGGAGGAAGCGUACAAUGAACUGUACCAGGAGUUUCUUGGUCUGAGGUCACUUUGCCUGAGACAGGCAGCUCUGCUACAUCAACUCACGUCCGCUCUGCAGAAGCAACAAGGUGCCAGACUCCCCAUUCAUUGUACCCAGCAAAUGGCUGCAUCUCUUCACGAAAGGCCUCACGCGCUGACGGCCACGCCACGCACCCGGGCUGCACAGUUUGGGACUUUUUCAGAUCUCCUUGCUGAAGACAUGUCUAAGCUCUGUGUGGGUGUGCCUCGCCACGGAAAGGAAGACGGGACGCUGGAGGAAAUGGUAGCACCCCUUUUGAGCUGGGACUUCACGAGGUGGCCGGGAGCCUCUUCCAGUGUCACAAAUCAUCCAGGGCGAGCUGUUGAUCAUAAAAAACACAGGACAAAGCACACAGUUGGGAUGCCUGCGAGAGACAGUCCCUCCCUGCCCAGAGACCUGCUGGAUCCAUCCGAUGGGCUCAUGAUGUCAGAGGUGGUGCUUCAGUCCAACGUUUGUGAGUUCUGCCAGGCGGUUUUCCCCGGAGACACAACCACCAGGGGAGAGUUCCUACGCCAUCUUUGCACCCACGUUACCUAAACUAAGCACGUUAUUAUUCUCCUCUUGACAUUGGACUUGACUUGACAUUGGAUAUGUCUUCACAUGAUAUGCCUCAUGCAGCUCACAUCUUUUUCCUUGAGCUAACUGUCACAAGCUACUUCAUUUAAAAUGUGGUACGAUGUGGUUUGAAAAGAUAACUACAAAGAAAAAUAUCUAGUAAUGUAUUUGAAUGCAGAUAUGAAGAGACUACGUAAUAUUAUUAAGAGUCUUCCUGGAGAUUUUUAAAUGUUUGUUAUCGGGCAUUUAACUUAUCAGCUGUCUGCUGCUCAGCUCUGUGUUGCUGAGGAAAACCUGGGCUAAGAAUAGACUCAAAGAUCUAUCUCGCAAUUAGUGGUGCUGACAGCAGAUUGGCGAUGAUUGCACCCUUCAUCUGCUGCCACAUUGACUGUUGCUCUAUCAGUAAAGAAUACCAACAUAGAUCAUAUGCUUUUGUGCAAUCAAAAAGAAAAGGGGAACUUUUCGCUUUUAGCAUCUUUUAAAUUGGUCUUGUGAUGGCAGAUGGGGAAUUUAAGCUGAUGAGGAUAUCAUAGCUUUCAUAGUAAUCGGUCCAUAUAUCGAAGCUAAGAGAAAUUUUAACUAAGAAAUGCAAAUGUUUUCUUUAUGGUGACGCAAGCUGAGAAGUCAGUGUAUCAUUGGACUCAUGAAUAAUCGUUAUAAUUUAAAGUAAAUCCUGAAAAUAGAUGUUGAGUUAUCUCAGUCUGGACCAAAACGGUGUAUGGACAGACCAUCGAAUAGACACUGAUUUUCAGAGAGAAAAAGCUAAUCUUAAUGAUUGUAUUCCUCGUUCAAACCCAUCAUAAUCCAACAUCUGUGAUUUUGUGUUCCACAUAAAGUAAAAAAGUGAACAUUUGUUUCAACACACAACAGCUUGAGUUUGUUUGAU
Molecule: messenger RNA, 1793 nt
Organism: Pungitius pungitius (ninespine stickleback)
Lineage: Eukaryota; Metazoa; Chordata; Actinopteri; Perciformes; Gasterosteidae
Exons: 5
Coding region: 290-889 (199 amino acids)
Biological process (GO): canonical NF-kappaB signal transduction
Source: RefSeq, a predicted model, not a curated record